GUGUGCUGCUGCCCGGAAGCUCUGGAGAGGCAGCCCGGCGCCGGAAGCGAGCGGUCCGGAGGCGCCGCCGGGAGCUGCCACGUCCGAGCCCGGGAGUCGGCGCCACCGCAGCGAUGGUGUCGGUAAUUAACACUGUGGACACGUCCCACGAGGACAUGAUUCACGACGCCCAGAUGGACUACUACGGCACCCGCCUGGCCACCUGCUCCUCCGACAGGUCUGUCAAGAUCUUCGACGUGCGCAACGGAGGGCAGAUCCUCAUCGCCGACCUCCGGGGCCACGAGGGCCCCGUGUGGCAGGUGGCCUGGGCCCACCCCAUGUACGGCAACAUCCUGGCGUCCUGCUCCUACGACCGCAAAGUCAUCAUCUGGAAAGAGGAAAACGGCACGUGGGAGAAGACCCACGAACACGCGGGACACGACUCCUCAGUGAACUCUGUGUGCUGGGCCCCCCACGACUAUGGGCUGAUCCUGGCCUGCGGGAGCUCGGACGGGGCCAUCUCCCUGCUCACCUACACGGGGGAAGGCCAGUGGGAAGUGAAGAAGAUCAACAACGCCCACACCAUCGGCUGCAACGCCGUCAGCUGGGCCCCUGCCGUGGUCCCCGGCAGCCUCCUGGACCAGCCCUCGGGCCAGAAGCCCAGUUUCAUCAAGAAGUUUGCCUCGGGCGGCUGCGACAACCUCAUCAAGCUGUGGAGGGAAGAGGAGGACGGCCAGUGGAAGGAGGAGCAGAAGCUGGAGGCCCACAGUGACUGGGUUCGAGACGUGGCCUGGGCCCCCUCCAUCGGCCUGCCCACCAGCACCAUCGCCAGCUGCUCCCAGGACGGCCGCGUGUUCAUCUGGACCUGCGACGACGCGUCGGGCAGCAUGUGGUCGCCGAAGCUGCUGCACAAGUUCAGCGACGUGGUGUGGCACGUGAGCUGGUCCAUCACCGCCAACAUCCUGGCCGUCUCGGGCGGCGACAACAAGGUGACGCUGUGGAAGGAGUCGGUGGACGGACAGUGGGUUUGCAUCAGUGACGUCAACAAGGGCCAGGGGUCCGGGUCCGCGUCGGCGUCGGCCGCAGACGGCCAGCAGAACGAGCAGUGACCCCGCGCCUGCCGCCCGCGAACAGGAAACCACACGACUUGAUCUAGUAUCUUAAAAUAUUUUUGGCCAUUUUUACGUGUCUUUGGGCUUCAGCAUUAUUGGGGGGAAGCUGUUUCCAAAGCAAAUAAACUUGUAUUGCUAAUAAUC
Perognathus longimembris pacificus (Pacific pocket mouse) is the source of this 1235-nucleotide messenger RNA. It is a transcript of the gene Sec13, whose product is annotated as SEC13 homolog, nuclear pore and COPII coat complex component. Gene Ontology annotation, biological process: protein import into nucleus; COPII-coated vesicle budding; positive regulation of TOR signaling. Lineage: Eukaryota; Metazoa; Chordata; Mammalia; Rodentia; Heteromyidae. The transcript is spliced from 9 exons. Gene Ontology annotation, molecular function: protein binding; structural molecule activity. The record is from RefSeq and is a predicted model, not a curated record. The coding region runs from base 114 to 1088 and encodes 324 amino acids. Gene Ontology annotation, cellular component: nuclear pore outer ring; COPII vesicle coat.